Molecule: messenger RNA, 432 nt
Organism: Brugia malayi
Lineage: Eukaryota; Metazoa; Nematoda; Chromadorea; Rhabditida; Onchocercidae
Gene: Bma-odr-2
Exons: 4
Coding region: 1-432 (143 amino acids)
Biological process (GO): response to odorant; olfactory behavior
Cellular component (GO): axon; neuronal cell body; extrinsic component of plasma membrane
Source: RefSeq, a predicted model, not a curated record
AUGAGUCCAUACCUGGAGCAUCAAUAUAUGUACAUAUCACACCUGUAUCGACGACCAAUGUCCUUCACACCAAAAUGUGAUCAAUCCAGUUUCGAUAGUCGCUUCCUAAAUUGGAAAAAUUGUUCCGACUUGUGUGUGAUAUUGAAAAUGAAUGAUCGUCUUGGAGGACGACGACGUGAAGGUUACUUACGUGGUUGUAUGUCCGAUAUAAUACAUUACAAUCAGACAUUAAGCGCACUUGGCGCAACGAACGCAUGCACAGUUGUUAGGUUGCGUGAUUUGUUCAUUUCUACUGAAAGGUACUUAUUCGAAAAUUCCGAUCAAGCGCAAUUGUGCGCAUGUCAUAGUGAUCUUUGCAAUUUAGCGCCUUCGAUAAUUUCCAUUCAUCGUUUAAUCUAUCUGAUAUAUGUUUUAUUCAUAUUUUUUUUGUAA